AUGGCCAAUCCUUUCGCCGCCCUGUCCCUGACGGACGAGCGGGACCCCCGGGCCCUGGCGGCGCAGCAGUCAAAGCGCGCGCAGCGGCGCUUGGCGCGCCAGGCCUCUAACAGCACCUCCCCCCCGCGGCGACCGCCGCCGCUGUCUCAGCAGCAGCAGCAGCAGCAGCAGCAGCAGCAGCAGCAGCAGCAGCAGCAGCAGCUAUGGGCAGCCCCCAAACACGCCGCAGACCCACCGCCGCCGCCGGUGUCGUUCGACGCUGCUGCAGCGGCGGCUUCGGCACAGGAGGGUGGCGGCAGGUGGAGCGACGACGGCGGCUGCGAGUGGUGGGGAAGCCCCACCCAGGACAUGGAACGACGGAGCAGCGCCGCCGCCGCUGCCACUGCCGCCGCCGCCGCGCACGCAGGUGGGGAUUCCGAUUGGAUCUUCGGCGCGCCCCCGGCCGCAGCGACGCCACCCAGAGGCGGCACCCAGCAGCGGCAGCAGCAGCGGGAGCAGCAGCAGGCGGCCGCGCGCCGCUCCCCGCCCUCCCCGCUUUCCCCUGGCGGCUGGGGCGGGUGGGACGCCGACCACGUGGCAGCCGGAAUGGCGGCCCUGGAUUUAGACUACGGACCCCGACCGGGCAGCAGCGGCAGCGGCGGCGGCGGCGGCGGCGGCGGCGGCGUGCUGCUGGGUGAAGACUUGGUGAGGCAGCAGGCGGAGCUGUGGGCGCAGCUGCAGCGCCAGGCGCACGAGGCGUCGGCGCGCGCCGCGGCGCCGCCGUCGCCGGCCGCGGCUGCCGGGCCGGCCAGCGGUUGGGGGUGGCCCGAGCUGGACGGCG
This is a messenger RNA of Monoraphidium neglectum, 820 nucleotides long. RefSeq lists its product as hypothetical. The transcript has a single exon. The record is from RefSeq and is a predicted model, not a curated record. NCBI's taxonomy places the organism in Eukaryota, Viridiplantae, Chlorophyta, Chlorophyceae, Sphaeropleales, Selenastraceae. The annotation marks the transcript as partial.